AUGAAGACGACGCGCAGAUGCAGGACCCUUCUGUCGGUGGGACUCAACUUCUUCGCGCUCUUCUUCUCCAUCACGGCGUUCAUCACCACGUACUGGUGCGUGGGGACGCAGAGGGUCCCCAAACCAAAGUGCAGCAAACUCAGGACGCAUCAGUGCAUUGACUACGGAGUGAACGAGACCGACCCCAACAAAGUGGUGUACAGCUGGGAGACCGGGGACGACCGCUUUCUCUUCCGCCAGUUCCACACCGGGAUCUGGUUCUCCUGCGAGGAGAACAUCCACGAUGAAAGUGAAAGAUGCCGGAGCUUCAUUGACUUGGCUCCUGCUUCAGAGAAAGGGAUGCUGUGGCUCUCACUGGUCUCAGAGAUGCUCUACAUUGUGCUGCUGGUGGUGGGCUUCAGCCUCAUGUGUCUGGAGCUGGUGCACUCCAACAACAUCAUCGACGGACUCAAACUCAACGCGUUUGCUGCUGUCUUCACUGUGCUCUCAGGUCUGCUGGGGAUGGUGGCUCAUGUCAUGUACACUCAGGUGUUUCAGGUGACAGUGAGCCUCGGCCCUCCUGACUGGAGACCCUACAACUGGGACUAUGGCUGGUCAUUCUGUAUGGCGUGGGCCUCCUUCACCUGCUGUAUGGGCGCCUCAGUCACUACUCUCAACUCUUACACCAAAACAGUCAUCGAGUUCAGGCAUAAGCGCAAGACAUUUGAGCAGAGCAUUCGCGAAGAGGAUGCCCGAGAGGCGUUUGGAUACUUCAGAGAACAUUCAGUGCACUCCAUCUCCAAAUCUGUGGAGGUCUACCCCAGUCAGAGCAGCCAGAGCGUAAAGAGUGGAAGAAGGACCCCCAUACCAGCACACUCUCCGGACCUGAGCGAGCGGGGCUCCUUAGGAGAGGAACAAUGUUGA
Molecule: messenger RNA, 903 nt
Organism: Knipowitschia caucasica
Lineage: Eukaryota; Metazoa; Chordata; Actinopteri; Gobiiformes; Gobiidae
Source: the annotation of a GenBank genome assembly